AUGACCUCUAUUUUGGAUGAGAUUUCUAAAAAAUUGAAUUGCCCAAUUUAUUUGGUGAGAUACAGAUUAAUGUAUCAGGAAAAUGCCGAUUUGAUCGCAAAAUUUAUAAAUGAGAAAGGAAAGUUAGAGACAAAUUAUUCUGAUAGGAGAGGAUUAUAUAGCAGAGUUAGAUGUGACGGAAUUACAACUUCAGGAGCACAUUUUGUCAAAGCCUUCGGUGACUUAGCUUACCCAUUCAACAUAUCGGUUGCGGCAUAUUUCUUUGCUCACCACAAGAUAAAACUCCAAUAUCCGUUUCAUCAAUGUGUUAUAGAAAGAACAUGCACAAAGAAUGGAAUAUGUGAGAGAUACUACCCUCUAGAACUUUUAUGCUUUUCCCCCACCUCACCUGCGUCACCUAUAAGUUGUUCAGAAUUUGGGGCUCGACGUACACAAGCAACUUCGUCAUCAUCAACACUUACUCUCAACAGUAUUCCGUUAUCCCUUGGAAGUUUUCCACCUACACCUAUUAAGAAAAAAUCUAGACCAGGAAUAUUGUGGAUUGAAAUAGAAGGUAAACCGAGCCAAUGGGAAAAACGCAAUGUUUUGAUAUUUUGUGAUUAA
Molecule: messenger RNA, 603 nt
Organism: Meloidogyne enterolobii
Lineage: Eukaryota; Metazoa; Nematoda; Chromadorea; Rhabditida; Meloidogynidae
Source: the annotation of a GenBank genome assembly